Messenger RNA from Capsella rubella, 1482 nucleotides. RefSeq names its product GATA transcription factor 28. Gene Ontology annotation, molecular function: sequence-specific DNA binding; protein binding; zinc ion binding. The transcript has 8 exons. The coding region runs from base 274 to 1182 and encodes 302 amino acids. Gene Ontology annotation, biological process: regulation of DNA-templated transcription. Lineage: Eukaryota; Viridiplantae; Streptophyta; Magnoliopsida; Brassicales; Brassicaceae. The record is from RefSeq and is a predicted model, not a curated record.
AGUCUCUUUAGCCCCCCACUGCUUCAUUUCACCGCCCCCGUCUCUCUCUUUCUCUCUCCGUUUCCGUUUUCAUCUCCAUCGUCUCGCCGGUGGUCUGGUCUUUGGACUCUCUUCUCCUUCGCCGGUUGUUCAUCUCUUCCGAGCUUUUAAUUGAUCAUCGUCUUCACCGUUUCCGUCGUGAUAUUUGGUUUCUCGUGGAGUCUUCGACAUUCUUCAUUAUUCUCUGCUGGUGUUGCUCCCACGAUUUAGCAGGUUAAUUGAUGAAAAGCAACCAUGGAUGACCUUCAUGGAAGCAAUGCUCGAAUGCACAUUGGAGAAGCUCAAGAUUCAAUGCAUGUGCAGUAUGAACAUCAUGCGUUGCACCACAUCCACAAUGGAAGCGGUAUGGUUGAUGACCAUGCUGAUGGUGGAAAUGCUGGUGGGAUGAGUGAGGGAGUGGAAACAGACAUUCCUUCUCACCCUGGAAAUAUAACAGACAAUCGUGGUGAAGUAGUUGACCGUGGUAGUGAACAAGGAGAUCAAUUGACAUUGUCUUUUCAGGGCCAAGUCUACGUUUUUGACAGUGUGUUGCCUGAAAAGGUUCAAGCUGUGCUUCUAUUAUUGGGUGGACGAGAAUUACCUCAGGCAACCCCUACUGGCCUUGGAUCAUCUCAUCAUAACAAUAGGGCAUUGGGUUUACCUGGUACUCCUCAAAGGUUUAGUAUUCCACAGCGGUUAGCUUCUUUGGUUAGAUUUCGAGAGAAACGAAAAGGUAGGAAUUUUGAUAAGAAGAUUCGGUAUACAGUCCGCAAGGAGGUUGCUUUGAGGAUGCAACGCAAUAAAGGACAGUUCACAUCUGCCAAGUCGGUCAAUGAUGAAGCUGCAUCUGCUGGAUCCAGCUGGGGGUCGAAUCAAACCUGGGCUAUAGAAGGUAGCGAGGCACAGAAUCAAGAGAUCUCAUGCCGGCACUGUGGAAUCAGCGAGAAGUCAACUCCAAUGAUGCGGCGUGGACCUGAAGGGCCUAGGACACUUUGCAAUGCAUGUGGACUUAUGUGGGCAAACAAGGGUGCACUUAGGGACUUAUCCAAAGGCGCUCCUCCUCAAACACCCCAAAAUGUUCCUUUAAGUAAGAAUGAGGAUGCAAAUCUUGAGGCUGAUCAGAUGAUGAUAUCAGUGGCCAAUAACAUAAGCAACUCACAGUGAGAAUACAUUGGCUCUUGCCAUUACAAGCAAAAGAAGAUCUCAAACAGAGUUUGAAUCACCUCAGGAGCCGUAGCUUUAUUAUUCCCUUUGAAAGAAUCUGAGUCGAUUUAGGUUAUCCGGAUUUGAUCCGUCACUAUGUAAACUGGCUUAUAUUGCAUUGCCAUGAUCGAUUAUCUUAUGUUAUUGAAAUGCUGCAUAGGCCGCUGUUGUAUUGGUCCAUACACUGUCUGAACUCUGAUGUAAUUUUAAAGACUCUUUUUUUUUUCUUUUAUGAGACAGCUAACAUUACUUAAGAUCUCA